Molecule: messenger RNA, 1906 nt
Organism: Prionailurus viverrinus (fishing cat)
Lineage: Eukaryota; Metazoa; Chordata; Mammalia; Carnivora; Felidae
Gene: ADAD2
Product: adenosine deaminase domain containing 2
Exons: 10
Coding region: 68-1849 (593 amino acids)
Biological process (GO): adenosine to inosine editing; RNA processing
Cellular component (GO): cytoplasm; nucleolus
Molecular function (GO): double-stranded RNA binding; double-stranded RNA adenosine deaminase activity; tRNA-specific adenosine deaminase activity
Source: RefSeq, a predicted model, not a curated record
CGCGCGUAAAAGGGCGCAGUCAGAGCGAGAGUGGGUCAGCCUUCCUCUCGGGUCCCCGCGUUCAGCCAUGGCUUCAACAGCCAGCGCCGCCCCAGGCACGGAUGACGGCGGCCGCAGGAAGCCUCGCCUGGCGGCGUCGUUGCAAAUCAACCCCAGGCCCAGCCCCUGGCAGCCCUCAGCCAGCCUGGGCCAAGACCCCUGGGAGCCCGCGGUCGCCCCCAGUGCGGAGAACGCUGACGACAGGGACGGGCAGCCCCAGGCCUCGGCAGCACUGGACGGUGGGCCCAGGGCGGGGACCGGAGUCAGGGAGCUGGGGGCAGCCCGGGCACGGGAAGACUUGGGGGCACGGAUGGGGAGGUCCCCCAGGGUCUCUGUCCUGCCCGCAGGGCCCGCCGGGGACCUCCCGAGGCCGGCCCGACAGCUGGGCCUGCAGCUCAAGGACCCGCCGCCGGGCCAGGCCGUGGCCUUGCUCACGCAGUACGCAGCCAGUCUGGGCGUCUCCCUGGUCUUCCGAGAGGACCAGACGGCAGACCCCUGCCUCCCGUUCUCCGUGUGCGCAGAGGUGGAUGGCCUGCUCUGCCCCUCAGUCAAGGCCAGCAGCAAGCCGGAGGCCAGACAGCAGGCGGCGCUCUCCGCCCUCCGCUACAUCCGGAGUCAGCUGGGGAGCCCAGAGUCCCCAGAGACCCCCAGCAGGCUUCCCCUCGAUCCUCUGAGCGUAGAGAACUUCCUGACCCACGAGCAGCGCUGCGCGGCCAUAGUCAGCGCCGGCUUUGACCGUCUGGUGGACAAGACCUCCCCAUACUGGGCCUGUAAGGGCACUGUGGCUGCGGUCAUCCUGGAGAGAGAGGUCCCCGGCGCCAGGGGCCACGCCAAGGAGGUCUACCAGCUGGUGGCGCUGGGUACAGGCAGCAGCAGCUGUGCCCGCCGGCUGCAGUUCUCGGGCCGGCAGCUCCACGACGGCCACGGGCUGGUGGUGGCCCGCCGGGCCCUGCGCAGGUUCUUGUUCCGGCAGCUCCUGUUGGCGACACAGGGUGGCCCGAAGGGCAAGGAACGGUCGGUACUGGCCCCCCAGCCUGGGCCCGGGCCCCCCUUUGCCCUCAAGCCCCGGAUCUUCCUGCACCUGUACAUCAGCAACACCCCCAAGGGAGCUGCUCAUGACAUCUACCUCCCACCAUCCGCUGAGGGCAGCCUCCUGCACAGCCCGUCCUCCCGCAUGCAGGCCCACAUCUGCGGGGAGCUGAGGCCCGUGUGCUACAUAGCGCCCGCCCUGCGCAACACCCACGUGGGCUGCCUCUCCACCAGCGACAAGCUGGCACGCUGGGUCGUGCUAGGGCUGGGGGGCGCCCUGCUCGCCCACUUCCUGCCUCCCCUCUAUGCCACCAGCCUUGUCCUGGCCGACCCCUGCCACGACCCCACAACUCUGAGCAGGGCCAUCCACACCCGGCCCAACCUAGACGGGGUCUUGGGGCCCUAUGCCCGUACCACGCUGCACCUGUUUGCAGGGCCCCCUGUGGCCCCCUCGGAUCCUACCUCCAGUGCCUGCCAUGGCCUGAGCCUCAACUGGAGCCUGGGGGACACCGACGUUGAGGUUGUGGAUGUGGCCACCGGGCGUGUAAAGGCCGAGGCCUCCCUCGGGCCUCCCUCCCGCCUCUGCAAGGCAGCCUUCCUCCGGGCCUUCCGCCAGGCUGCCAGAGCUCUCGGGAAGUCCUGCCUCCUGGCCUUGAAGACCUACGAGGCAGCCAAGGCUGGACCCUACCAGGACGCUCGCAGGCAGCUGUCUCUCCUCCUGGACCAGCAGGGCCUGGGGGCUUGGCCCCCAAAACCACUCGUGGACAAAUUCAGAGACUGAAACCGACCUGCUGAAGCGGACGAGGUCCCCGAGCCAAGCUGGACCCUGCUGUCUCUG